Molecule: messenger RNA, 817 nt
Organism: Hevea brasiliensis (rubber tree)
Lineage: Eukaryota; Viridiplantae; Streptophyta; Magnoliopsida; Malpighiales; Euphorbiaceae
Product: protein NOI4
Exons: 3
Coding region: 240-464 (74 amino acids)
Source: RefSeq, a predicted model, not a curated record
AGGUCAUGAAAGAAAGAAUGAGGGAUGAUUAAUAUCCGCUAGUGUCUUAACGUCAAUUAACAUAUCCCUUAAUACUCGCUCCCUCUCUUCUCUUUUUUUUCCCUUCCACCCUUUCUAUUCUUUGUCUUACUCAUCCUGCUUAAUUUUCCAUCUCUCUCUCUUCUUUUGUCUCCUCUCCUUUUCUAUUCUAUCUGCAUUUUUUUUUUCUUCCUGCUAGGCGUUGCUGCAAUAAAUCCUUCAUGUCGACGGAUAAGGGUCGGCCUUUGCCGAAAUUUGGAGAAUGGGAUGUGAAUAAUCCUGCAUCUGCUGAAGGAUUUACUGUAAUAUUUAGCAAAGCCAGAGAUGAGAAAAAAUCUAAUGCAACAGGAGGGGCAGGAGCAGCCUCACAGAGGAACAAUAAUCUCCACAAACCUGAAGAAAAAUUCCAGGAUCCACCAGCAAAGAAAUGGUUUUGCUGUUUCUGAAACUGUGAUACAUUGGAGAUGAAAAAAACAAAGAAUGUAAUUUGACAAUUGAGCCAUGAAAGUUGAAGCUUUUCGUACUUUCCAAUUCACAGCAGCCUGGGAACAAAUGCUGGUUACAACCUUACCCCUCCCAUCCGAUCUUUAACUGAUUUGUUUCAUGUUCUCUCUCCUAGUAUUUUCUUAUAUAUAUAUAUGUAAUCUAGGAAAAGAACAAUUUGGUCAUAAAACAUGUAUAACUGUGAUUAACCUUUCCUAAUGUUCUUGUAAUUUCAUACAACUUUAGUUCAGCUUAGCUAACCCUGUAUUAUUCACCAGUGAUUAUGGCAGUCUUUCUUUUCUACAUUUUGGCUUCA